AUGGCUGAUUCUGAGGUUCAGACCAAGUCCUGCAGAGGGGUUCAUGUGUGGGUUAUUGCGGAGAGCACAAAACAAGUACUUCUCCAACGACGUCGUUCGGGCUUGUGGGAUGUCUCUGCUUCUGCAAACAUGGCUGCUGCUGCUUCUUCUUCCUCUUUCUUCACUGCUCGGAGGGAGGUCAAGGAGAAGUUAGGCAUAACCCUUCCAAAUGAUGCGUUUGAAUUGUUAUUUAUUUUCCGUCAAGAGGGUGUCAUAAAUGAUGUAUAUGUGGUCACAACUGUUGAUCCAAUACCAUUGGAGGCCUUUACUCAUCAGGAAACAGAAGUUUCAACCGUCAAAUACAUCUCUUAUGAAGAAUAUAAAAGGCUACUGGCUAAAGAAGAUUCUGAUUAUGCCCCUUAUGAUGUUCACGGACAGUACGGUCAACUUUUUGAUACUUUUGAAAUGAGGUACAAGGAGGAUACUGUAGCUCGCAGUUUGACUUUGCAGAACCAACUAAAACGUUAUGCUCCUAUUUCACUCAAAGCAGAGUUGACAGGGCUCACUGAAUCAGACAGAAAUGCUCUUUUUUUUCUUGUCAAGGCUGCAGCUGUUAUGGAUGAAAUUUUUUAUCUUCAGGCUUGGCACAGUAAUCCAAUUCUAAAAGAUUGGUUGAAGAAGCAUGCUCAUAGAUCAGAGUUACAUAAGUUGAAAUGGUCCUAUUAUCAAAUUAACAAGACCCCAUGGUCAAGCCUUGAUGAAGACAAGGCAUUUUUGACAACAGCAGAUUCAGCAAUAAGGUUGCUUCCAAAGGCAACAAGGCCAGUCAAAGGGUGGAAGGGUUUGGAAUAUAGAGCAGCAUUUCCUGUUCUGAAACCACCUGGGGCAAACUUUUACCCUCCAGAUAUGGACAAAAUGGAAUUUGAAGCAUGGAAGGACAGUCUAGAAAAGGAUCAACAGAAAGAGGCAACAGGAUUUUUCAGUGUUAUCAAAAGGCAGAGUGAAUUUUAUUUGGAUUCUGAUAUGUCAGAUACCAACGUGGGUGCUACACCUGAUCUUUAUAUAGCUCCUUAUUCACAAGAGUACAAGUCUCUUCUUGUUAAAGCUUCAGAGUUAUUGCAUAAGGCUGGAGAUCUUACCAGCUCACCGAGUUUGAAGAGACUGCUACAUAGCAAGGCUGAUGCUUUCCUUUCAAAUGAUUAUUAUGAGUCUGAUAUAGCCUGGAUGGAGUUGGACUCAAAGUUGGAUGUUACUAUUGGGCCAUACGAGACUUACACGGAUAAACUUUUCGGGUGCAAGGCUACUUUUGAAGCAUUUAUUGGAGUCCGGGAUGAUAAAGCUUCAGCUCAACUCAAACUCUUUGGUGACAAUUUGCAAGUUCUAGAACAAAAUCUCCCAAUGGACAGUGCAUACAAAUCAAAACAUGUAAAUGCUGCACCUAUCCGUAUUAUCCAGCUUAUAUAUAAUGCCGGGGAUGUGAAGGGACCACAGAUUGUUGCUUACAAUCUACCAAAUGAUGAGCGUAUAGUAAAAGAUCGAGGAACAUCAAUGGUCAUGCUUAAGAAUGUUCAAGAGGCUAAGUUUAAGCAUAUUCUUCUGCCCAUUGCUGAAAUCUGUGUUGCAAAGGAACAACAAGAGCUUGUGGAUUUUGAGUCAUUCUUCUCCCAUACAAUUUGCCAUGAAUGCUGCCAUGGGAUUGGACCUCAUUCCAUAACACUCCCAAAUGGCAAGAAGUCUACAGUGAGAUUGGAAUUGCAAGAAUUCCACUCAGCUAUGGAAGAAGCAAAAGCUGAUAUAGUUGGUCUCUGGGCAUUGAGGUUUCUAAUCCAAAAAGACUUGCUUUCCAAGAGCUUAUUGAAGUCCAUGUAUGCUUCUUUUCUCGCUGGAUGCUUCCGGUCAGUACGUUUUGGCUUAGAGGAAGCUCAUGGAAAAGGACAGGCAUUGCAGUUCAACUGGUUAUAUGAGAAAGAGGCAUAUAUCUGGCACACUGAUGGCACAUUUUCAGUUGAUUAUUCCAAGAUUGAAGGUGCUGUUGAGAGUCUGAGCAGAGAGAUACUGACCAUACAAGCCAAAGGUGACAAAGAGGCUGCAGGCUUGCUUCUUCAGAAGUAUGGAGUCAUCUCAGAACCACUCAAACUUGCUUUGAAGAAGUUGGAGAAUGUUCAGGUUCCUGUUGACAUAGCCCCCUCCUUUCCCAUUGCUGAAAAGAUCUUGGAGUAAAUUGACAAGAGCCAAGGCACUGAACUUUCCAUCUUUCAGGAUAAUAAAAUAUGCUUCAAG
Prosopis cineraria is the source of this 2259-nucleotide messenger RNA. Its product is annotated as nudix hydrolase 3-like. Gene Ontology annotation, molecular function: dipeptidyl-peptidase activity. Gene Ontology annotation, cellular component: cytoplasm. The transcript is spliced from 21 exons. Lineage: Eukaryota; Viridiplantae; Streptophyta; Magnoliopsida; Fabales; Fabaceae. The record is from RefSeq and is a predicted model, not a curated record. The coding region runs from base 1 to 2199 and encodes 732 amino acids.